Messenger RNA from Athalia rosae (coleseed sawfly), 1663 nucleotides. RefSeq names its product RCC1 domain-containing protein 1. Bases 554 to 1609 code for a protein of 351 amino acids. Lineage: Eukaryota; Metazoa; Arthropoda; Insecta; Hymenoptera; Athaliidae. The record is from RefSeq and is a predicted model, not a curated record. The transcript has 7 exons.
UAAAUUAUAUGAAAACGGUGCAAGUACUCAGAUGACUCUUCUUAGCUGAAAAUGCAUGUUCUAAAAAUAGGUGAUCAUUGUGCGAAAUCGCUUCGGAAGGUGGAACAGCUAAUGAUGAAAUUCAUAAUAUUGUUUUAAAGAUAAUCUGGCGAAACGAAUUAUUCAUUGACAUUGUCGUUUUCUUCUGUAUUUUCCUCAUUUGUAUGAUGUUCGUCAACACAAGAAUUAAUUCCCAUAUAACAUCGUAGGGAAUACGUCUUUGACAUUGCAGAAAGAAGAAAUGACAAUAAGAUCUUGUGAAUUUUUGAGUAAUGUUAAAGCAAUUGUCGAAAACUCGCUGUAAAUGAAAUGAAAAUAAUUUUUCUGUCCUGAUAAUGAGAGUCAAGAAUCUUUUGGAUACGCGGCAUUGUGUCAAAUCUGGGAAUGCGGCCAUUUCUAAACAAUUGUUUGGGGGUGAAGGAGUGACAGGUUAUGUCAAGGACAGUGAUUUCGUGAGACAUUGCGGUAAUGAAGUAAUGAGUUUUUGCGUGCUUUAUGAGAAAUAAGUUGCAAAAUGAAAAUCUAUUACACCGGUUUAAAUAACUCUAAGAUGUUUUGCGAUGACGAGGAAAACGCGCAAACAGUAAUUGAGCAAUUUACAGAAGUGCCAUUUGCUGGAAUUGAAGAUAUAGAUAUAGGAUGGAAUUACAUGCUUCUAUGGCGAAAUAACCAGCUAUUUGUUUCCGGCGAAAUAUAUCUAGACGCAUCCGGUACCUCUAAUAAGGUUCCGGUGCUCCUGGAACUAUCGGAGGAAACUGUAUCAUUCAAACAAGCCAUAGCUGGUAAGGAAACGAUUACUGUUUUGUCCACCGCAAAUGAAAUUUACCAAUACAAGAUCUUUGAAAGAAGGUGGAAAAAAGUUAUGAAUUUUAUCCACUCUAACGAUGACGUCAACGACGACCCUCCGGAUCAUGAAUACCCCGUUAAAAUUUUUCAAGGGGGUUGCACAGUGGCAUUGACCAAUCAUGGACGAGUAUACAAUAUUCCAACACUGGUAGAAAUGCCAAAACGGGUGAAAUUCGUGGACGUUGCUUGCGGUUUCGAUCACACCAUCAUGUUGGCUGAAAACGGCGACGUUUAUUCGAUGGGCAUGGGAACACGCGGCCAGCUGGGUCAUGGUGAUUUAGAAGACUGCGACAUUCCGCAAAUAAUCGAAGCAUUAGCAGGACUGAAAGUUAUUCAGAUUGCGGCAAGUGGUUGGCACACCGCAGUUGUUACGGAUCAGGGUGAUCUCUACACAUGGGGAUGGAACAACAAUGGUCAAUUAGGGAUCAACGUCGAUGAUACAAAGGUGUUCGCGACGCCAACGGCAGUAGAUAUAACGAACAAGGAUGGCAAGACUAUCGAUGCAGGCGUAAAAAAAGUUCAAUGCGGCAAUUCGUUCACUAUUUGCAUGCUUGCCGAUAAUACGAUGUGGGGAUGCGGAUCGAAUAAAUACGGACAACUUGGCAUGCUGAAAUCAACGUUGGAGAGUUCGACGAAAUUCGUUGAGCUAAUCACUGGUUUAGAUGGAAAUACCGUCGAGGAUUUUAAGUGUCGGGAGUGGGGCAGUGUCAUAGUAACAAACUGAAAAUAUCACAUUGUAUUUGCUCGUGUUGUUAAAUAAACAAAUAUAAUAAAUAAA